Urocitellus parryii (Arctic ground squirrel) is the source of this 2066-nucleotide messenger RNA. It is a transcript of the gene Znf713, whose product is annotated as zinc finger protein 713. NCBI's taxonomy places the organism in Eukaryota, Metazoa, Chordata, Mammalia, Rodentia, Sciuridae. The record is from RefSeq and is a predicted model, not a curated record. Gene Ontology annotation, biological process: regulation of DNA-templated transcription.
CAGAGGCUGGAGGGCUGCGAAAAGCGGGCUAGCUUGGUGGGCUGCAGUCUCAGUCGCCACUCCCUACAGAGGGGGCGCCGCGCAUGCGCCCCCCGAGCCCGCGUCGCCAUUGCGCAGGUUGCGGUGGGCCGAUCGCCAGCGCUUGCUCCGCCCUGGCCGGCGGCGCCCUUCCGCUCCCGGUGCAGGCUGCGGCGUCGGGGCGGCGCGAGGGCCUCAGUCCGCGGAGCCGGUGAGUGCGCCCGGGAGAGGCGCCCUGGGCCGUCCCAGGGCAAGGCCACCCACCGCUGUGUGCCCCGCGCCCGGGGCGAGAAGCCCGCGCGCUGCUCCCGGAGCCCCAGCGUCUCUCCGCCGGCCGCUCCCAGGUUCUCGACGCGGUGGGUUGGCCUUUAUCACACAGCGGGUCUGCGAUGCUCCCCGCGCAGCCCCGCGGUCUGCAGGGCAGACCGGUUACGCCACGCGCCGCUUUUCUGCUUGGACUGAGAUGACAGCUGAUUGAUGCCCUCUCUGAAGGCUGUGCUUUCCCAGGAGGGGUGUGGGGAUGAGAAAGUGAACUAUGGAUCACAGACAGUCAGGUCCCAGGAAUCGCUGACGUUCCAGGACGUGGCCGUGAACUUCACCAGAGAGGAGUGGGAGUGGCUGUACCCUGCUCAGAAGAACCUCUACCGGGACGUGAUGCUGGAGAACUACAGGAACCUGGUGGCUCUGGGGCAUCAGCUUUAUAAGCCAGAGGUGAUCACUCAGUUGGAGCAAGAGGAGCUGCGGUUAACAGAAAGAGAUGGCCCUCUGGAAACCCCUCCAGAUGCAGAGAACAUACCUGAAGUAAAAAAGUCACCUCUAAACCAGAGUAUUUCUGAUAAAAACCAAACCCAGGACAUGAUCAUGCAAAGACUAACAAGAGACAGUUUCUGGUACUCCAUCUUAGGAGGGCUCUGGGAUUUUGAUUAUCACUUAGAGUUGAACCAAGAAAACCAGCAGAGAUAUUUGGGACCAGUAUCUCUCAUCCACCAAAAGCUCACACAGGAGAGAAACAGCGAAUGUAGGAGAUCAGAGGACAAUUAUGGUCAGAGAAAUCCUUCUCUUCAAAUACCCCUUUAUUAUGGUGCACAAGAAAAUAGCCUGAGACUUAGCUCAGACUUGAUCUGCUAUCAGGGAAACCCUGUGAGAGAGAACCCCUGUGAAUAUAACGAGUGUGGAAGAACCUUUGGUCAACAUAUUCUUCUUCCUAGUAAUGCAUGUGCCAUGGAGAACCCCAGGGAACAUGGAAAGGCCUUUAGCCACAGCUUGCCUCUCGGCCAGCCUCAGCCAGUGUUGACAGGAGAGAAGCCCUACAAGUGUGAUGACUGUGGGAAGAGAUUCAGCCAGAGAAUACACCUCAUUCAACAUCAGAGAAUUCACACGGGGGAAAAGCCUUUUACGUGCCAUGAGUGUGGGAAAGCCUUCCGCCAGCAUUCCUCCUUCACCCAGCAUCUGAGGAUCCACACUGGAGAGAAACCCUAUAAGUGCAAUCAGUGCGGCAAGGCCUUCAGCCGCAUCACAUCUCUCACAGAGCACCAUAGACUUCACACGGGAGAGAAACCCUAUCAGUGCAGCUUCUGUGGGAAAACCUUCAGCCAGAGGACGCAUCUCAACCAGCAUGAGAGGACCCAUACUGGAGAGCGGCCUUACAAAUGUCAUGAGUGUGGGAAAGCCUUCAGCCAGAGCGCACACCUGAACCAGCACAGGAAAACCCACACCCGUGGGAAGGUGCAGGAGUGCAAGUGUGGGCGGGCCUUCCGCCACCAUGCGUCACUUUGCAGCAUGUGAUUGUGCUGGGGAAUGAUCCAGUGACUCAAAUUAUUCACAGUGGAUAAAAAGCUUAUAAAUAAACCUUUAAUGCAUAAAAACCAAAUAAAACGUGCACCUUAAACUGGUAGCCUAUUACAUUCCAAAGAAGGAAAAUGGAUUAUUUUAUAGAAAACUUGAGUCAUGUUCCAAGUCUAAUUUAACAUGUUUUAAAAAGAUAAGCAGAAGUCUUAUAAGCAAUAAUCUAUCAUCAUUCACCUCUAAGUUCUAUGCUACAAAACCUG